UAGUUUCAAAUUCCAUCUCACAUAUAGUCAUUUCAAAUUCUCUCACUUGCCCUAAUUUUCUCUCUCCUACUCUAUUUCCCUUUCCCGACAUUUUCUCUCUCCUCCAUUGAAGCAGCUCGUGAGCUUGCCCGAUAUUUCCUCUCUCCUCCAUUAAAGCAACUUCUGAGCUUUAUCUACUCCAUCAAAGUGUACUCUGGAUUCCCUACUGAAGCGGCGCGUGUGAACAUCCAUCAUUGAACCGGCUUGUGAGCUUUUUAUCCUCCAUUGAAUCAGCUUCUGAGCUGAGAGUUGUGAUUGGAUGACCAUCUUCAGUGGCUGUUAACAGAAAUCUAACCCCAUUUUCACCCAAUUUUCUGAAAAAUGGCUUUGGUGGUGAUCUGUGCGCAGCCAUGCAGUGGAAAAUCAACUGCUGCAACAUGCCUAGCUGAAGCUCUUAGAAACUCGGAGUCCACACUAAAUGUUAGGAUUAUCAAUGAAACUUUCUUUCACUUAGAUCGCAACCAAGGUUACGCCAAUAUGACUGCUGAGAAGAAUAUAAGGGGGGUACUGAGGUCUGAAGUUGAUAGAUCUGUGUCUAAAGACAGUAUUAUUAUAGUAGACUCCUUGAAUAGCAUAAAAGGUUAUCGAUAUGAGUUAUGGUGUUUGGCACGUGCAGCAGGAGUAAGAUAUUGUGUAUUAUACUCUGAUGUGGAAGAAACUGAUUGUCGAAAAUGGAAUGAGGAUCGCAAAGAAAAAGGUGAAGCAGCAUAUGAUGAGAAUGUCUUUGAAGAUCUAGUGAGAAGGUUUGAGAAACCAGAAAGUAAAAAUAGAUGGGAUUCUCCUUUGUUUGAGCUACAGCCAUCCAAAGAUCAGAUAGAAAAAUCAUCGCCUGCCAUUGUGGAUGCUGUCUCAUACUUAACAAAAAAGGUAGACUCGAAAACUAGGGAUGUCAAAAUUUUGCAGCCUACAAUUGCUACGCAAAGUGGACGAACUUCAGAGGCAAAUUCCCUAUAUGAGAUGGACCGGGCAACACUAGAGAUAAUGAAUGCCAUCGUAGCAGCUCAAUCUCAGGCACUUGGAGGACCCCUUAAUGGAAUCACCAUUGGUCAGGGAUUACCAACCAUUAACAUUCAAAAUGUAGUUGGAUUACCUGAAUUACGUAGACUUCGUAGAACUUUUAUAAAAUUGACGGGGCAAACUAGCUUAAGUGGUCGGCCCCCUCCUGCUGAUGCAGAAAGUGCAAAAAGGAUGUUUGUGGAUUAUUUAAACCGUGAAUUGGGAACCUAGUAUACAAACGUACGUUGGAAAUGGAUCCUUCAGAAGACAUUCCAGAGCUUCAUCUGCUGCACUCAUAAUAAAUCAGUUUACUUGGUGCUCUGGAGAAGACAAACUUUGGUAAAAGCCAAUUGUACACUGUUGUAACAUUGCUACAUUAUUUUGCUCCCUCCACAUUUUUGUUCAGCAUAUUUCUGUUUCUAUGAAACAUAUUUAUUGCCAAAAAUGUACUGUAAUAUUUGUUCGCCAACAUUACAAAAACUCUGAAUACAUUACGCUGUGCUGCUCAGCUUUACAGGAAUACACAGUACGUGGCGGCCCCAAUGAGAGUAUUCACAUGGUUGCAGUUAUAUGAACAGCUCAGAAUAAGCACGAAUUUGCCUGCAACGUUAAGAAUCUUUGAGCUUUCGCAAUCCUGAUUCUACCUUUUUGUCUAUUUUAAGCUGUAGUUAUGUUCUUGUCGGAGUAAUGAUUUAAGCCUCGCUCCUUUAUAAUUACACUCCUUUUUGAAUAGAUAGCGUUAGCAUAAACUGCAAUACUCAUUAUUGCCAUCAUAUUUGAACAUGACAAUUGCAUUCACUCUCGCGUGCACGAGCUUGAGCGUAUGUUUGCCAAUUGUGUGUGCCGUGUGGACGUUCUUUGUAUUGUUUAAAUACCCUUAUGUAUCAAUUAGUGAUACUCGUAUUAUGUAAGUCGAUUUCGUUUUGAAAACUUUUGGAAAAAUUAACAUAAAUAAUCCCAAUUAUUGACCACCUUUUCAUUUUAAUCUCAAUAACACUUUAACUCGAGAUAAUUCUAACUAUUAAUUUACCCUUCUCACAUUAGUUUUCAUGUUUGGAUAACCUAUUAAACCGGUUAAAAGUAUGAUGUGUCACUUUAAGAUUGAUUUGCUUUUAAAAUAAUAAUACAAAAAAAAAAAA
Molecule: messenger RNA, 2174 nt
Organism: Chenopodium quinoa (quinoa)
Lineage: Eukaryota; Viridiplantae; Streptophyta; Magnoliopsida; Caryophyllales; Amaranthaceae
Product: protein KTI12 homolog
Exons: 2
Coding region: 361-1266 (301 amino acids)
Source: RefSeq, a predicted model, not a curated record